AUGUCUUUAACCCAGGCCAAAUUGACCUUCGUCGAGAAACUUGACAUUUUGCCGGCUCUCGCCAGCAUCAUUGUCGCUGCCUUCUAUGCUCUCCUGACCGGCCUAUGGCGCACUGAGCGCCAGGCCAAAUCCCUCCUCUUACAUUUUGGCUAUGCCAUCAUGCGCAAGUCCACAGCGCGAUUGUCGUCAACUCAGAUGCAGUUCAUUCUACCAGGGUCUGCAACAAUCUAUGACCGGUUCUCGAAGAAACUGGGCUAUAAGCCGGAGUCGGUGGAGUUGGGACACGGCGCUAUCGGCCACUGGAUCGGGGACCCCAAUGCGACAAACGUGCUGAUUUGGUAUCACGGCGGUGGAUUCUGCUUACCAUCUAAUCGUGGCUACAUUAAUUGGUAUGCGCAGCUCGUUCGCCAUCUAGAGGCUUCAGGCAAGAGUCUCGCUGUUUUCUCUCUCACCUACACUCUCGCCCCCAAUGCCACAUACCCGACGCAGCUCAAGCAAGCAGUUUCUUGUGCCCGAUAUAUCCUCACCCAGCCAAAUCGGGAUCCUGCAACUGUUUUUCUCGGCGGUGACUCCGCUGGCGGAAAUUUAGCGUGUGGUGUGCUAUCGCACGCCGCCCACCCCCACCCCCAGAUCGAGCCUUUGCCCGUGAAUGGCAAAUUGGGUGGUGCCGUCAUGAUCGCUCCAUGGACUCUGCUCGACACUGAGUUCCCCGAGCAGGAAAUUUACCCAGGUGGUGAUUUGAUUACACCAGAGGUUGCGGGGCCUUGGGCGUCAGCUGUGUUGGGAGGUGCGCCGCGAGACAACUACACGGAUCUUUUCCAUGCCCCUGUGGAUUGGUAUUCGAAAUUUCCGGUGAGUACCGUGCUUAUCACGGCUGGUGGUAAUGAGAUUUUGCUGCCGAUUAUUCUGGAAUUCGCGAAGAAGUUCAAAAAUGGGUUUGGGAACGUAGAGAUAUUUGUUGGACAUCGCGAGUGUCAUGUUGCACCGGUUUAUAAUUCCAUGUUACACGAUCACACGGAGACGGAGCAGGGGAAGAUGAUUAAGUCGUGGUUGGCGGAGCUGGCGCACUAG
Molecule: messenger RNA, 1071 nt
Organism: Penicillium odoratum
Lineage: Eukaryota; Fungi; Ascomycota; Eurotiomycetes; Eurotiales; Aspergillaceae
Product: lipase/thioesterase family protein
Exons: 2
Coding region: 1-1071 (356 amino acids)
Molecular function (GO): hydrolase activity
Source: RefSeq, a predicted model, not a curated record